This is a messenger RNA of Nicotiana attenuata, 2233 nucleotides long. RefSeq names its product pentatricopeptide repeat-containing protein At2g13600-like. The transcript has a single exon. Gene Ontology annotation, biological process: RNA modification. Gene Ontology annotation, molecular function: protein binding; RNA binding. NCBI's taxonomy places the organism in Eukaryota, Viridiplantae, Streptophyta, Magnoliopsida, Solanales, Solanaceae. Bases 176 to 1987 code for a protein of 603 amino acids. The record is from RefSeq and is a predicted model, not a curated record.
CCUUAUGAUUGAAUCUUUCGGCGAGUUCUAUAGAUAAGGUUCUACUCUCUUGUUAUUACAAAGUUUUAUUUUUUACACAUUGAUGGUUCAUUUCAACUUCUCCACCUAAGUCCAAACCGGGGUGCAGAAACACUACAUAACUCUGAAGAAGCUAUAUGAACACAAAAAAGCGCAUAUGCUUAUUUCUAAACUCAGAAAGCUCACAAGUUUACAUGAAACACGAAUUAGUAUUAAUAAUGAACCGUCUUUCUCUACAUUUACAUCAAAGAAAAACUACAGAUCGCUUGUCACUAUGUCAUUCACAUGGGACAAGAACCAGGAGGAGGAGGAGGAGGAGGAAAGCAAAUAUUCAAAUAUACUGCGUCAAUGUGUGAAGACGUCAAAAUUGGAUAACGCUAAAGCCAUACACGCGAAACUACUGAAAAACUCCGGCGGCACAUCUUCGCUAUACUUGCACAACCAUCUUUUAAAUGCUUAUGUGAAAUGUGGUGACACGGUGAAUGGACUCAAACUGUUUGAUGAAAUGCCUCAGAAGAAUGUGGUAUCUUGGACUGCCCUCAUUGCUGGCUUUGUGCAGAAGGGAUUUCCUAUUGAAGCUUUCUCUUUGUUUACCCGUAUGCACCAGAGUGGAACGAAGCCUAAUGAGUUCACUUUUGUGAGCGCCCUCCAUGCUUGCUCGUUUGAGGAUAGAUUAAACUUGACUCAUGCAUACCAAGUUUAUGGACUAAUCACAAGACUUGGGUUUGAAUCUAAUGUUUACUUAGCGAAUGCUUUUCUGACAGCUCUGAUAAGGCACGGUAGAUUAGGUGAAGCAUUAAAGGUUUUUGAGUGGUGUUCUAAUAAAGAUAUUGUGACUUGGAAUGCAAUGAUCGGUGGUUGCAUGCAAUCUUGUUGCUCAGAGGUGCCAAGACUUUGGUACAAGAUGAUUCAUGAAGGAGUUGUACCAGAUAACUUCAGUUUUGCUAGUGUUCUUACUGGGUUGGCAGAGCUUUUGGAUUUUGAAUUGGGUGUGCAAGUUCACGCCCAGCUGGUUAAGUUUGGUCAUGGAAGUGAGAUAUGUGUAGGGAACUCUUUGGUGGAUAUGUAUUUGAAAAAUCGAAGCUUGGCUGAGGGUUUCAAAGCAUUCGAGGAGAUCCCUCUAAAAGACGUUUGUUCCUGGACGCAGAUGGCAGCAGGGUGUUUGAACUGUGACGAACCAAUUGAAGCUCUCAGGGUCAUUGGAGAAAUGAGAAGGGCAGGAGUGAUGCCUAAUAAGUUUACUCUAGCGACUGCUUUUAGUGCAUGUGCCAAUACAGUCACUUUCAAGGAAGGGGAGAAAGUUCAUGGAUUGAGGAUCAAACUUGGGAAUGACAUUGAUGUCUGUGUAGAUAAUGCAUUGCUUGACAUGUACGCGAAAUGUGGUUGCAUGGAUGGUGCAUUCUUAGUUUUUCGAUCAAUGGGUGAACACACUACUGUUUCAUGGACCACUAUGAUUAUGGGUUAUGCGCAAAAUGGAUAUCCCAAAAAAGCUCUUGAAACUUUCGAUCAGAUGAGGGAGGAAGGGGCAGAGCCUAACUACAUCACCUUCAUAUGUGUGCUUUAUGCUUGCAGCCAAGGAGGACUUAUUGAUGAGGGAUGGAAGUAUUUCACUUCAAUGAGUCAUGACCAUGGUAUUCUCCCUGGAGAAGAUCACUACGCUUGUAUGGUUAACCUCCUCGGACGUGCUGGCCGCAUUAGAGAAGCUGAGGAAUUAAUCUUGAGCAUGCCAUUUCAACCAGGUUUGUUGGUCUGGCAAACCUUGCUUGGAGCAUCCCGGCUUCAUGGGGAUAUGGAAGCUGCAAAACGAGCAGCAGAACGAGCAUUACAAGUCGACAGAGUUGAUCCUUCAAUCUAUGUGUUAUUGUCCAACACAUUUGCUGGUCUGCAAAACUGGGAUGGUGUUGGAACUUUGAGGGAACUGAUGCAAAGUAGGGAUGUCAAGAAAGUGCCUGGCUCUAGUUGGCUUUAAAUGAAAAUAUGGGCUGUUGUAUUCUCAUAUUGUUAAAGAAUGCAAUCUAGCCUGAGUUCUUUUUUCAAAGGGUCCACUCUUUUUUAUACCAGAAUUAGGAAUUCACGUGAAUUCUGCAACUUUGCUUAGAAACCAAUGCUUACUUAUCCAACAUGCCAACCUCUUGGCGUUCAUUUUCGUGCACUAUGAUUGAUUUCUCUAUUUUCUAACUGUCUAUAUGAAAAGCUUCCUCCUUAUUUCAAUUGA